This is a messenger RNA of Cavenderia fasciculata, 1527 nucleotides long. RefSeq lists its product as uncharacterized. Lineage: Eukaryota; Evosea; Eumycetozoa; Acytosteliales; Cavenderiaceae. Gene Ontology annotation, biological process: protein linear polyubiquitination; proteasome-mediated ubiquitin-dependent protein catabolic process. Gene Ontology annotation, cellular component: ubiquitin ligase complex. The record is from RefSeq and is a predicted model, not a curated record. Bases 1 to 1527 code for a protein of 508 amino acids. Gene Ontology annotation, molecular function: zinc ion binding; ubiquitin-protein transferase activity; ubiquitin binding. The transcript is spliced from 5 exons.
AUGAGCAUUCACACUUCAUUUGAUCCAUCUCUAGUCGAUGACAAUGACAUCAAGAUACAAGAAGUAGAAGUAUUAAAGUCAAUCUACUAUGAAGAUUUCAUUAAAGAGGAUGAUGACCUUUACAGAAUUAGAAUAAAGGUUGAAGUACCUGAUCAUUUUGAAAUUCGAAUUAAACGUCAACAACAUCAAGAAGAGGAAGUGGCGGAACAAUCAACUAGUACCACUACUACUUUAACAACUGACCCAAUUAAUUCUUCCUCCUCUUCUUCUUCUUCUUCCUCUUGUCAAGAUGAAUGUUAUCCAAUUAUUUGUUUACCAAAUGUUACACUUGGAUUCGAGUAUCCAAAAGACUAUCCAUCAUCUCCUCCCACUUUGAUGAUAUCUUGUUGUUGGUUAUCAUUAGAAGAAAUGAAUCAAGUAUUGGAAUAUUUAAAUACUUCUCUAUGGGAAGAGGGAGAAUCAGUUAUAUUUAGAUACAUUGAAUGGAUAAAGAGUAGCAUGGUAUCAUUUAUAGCAAAAGAGAGACAACAAAAUGUUGAUUGUUGUAUUUAUUUAUCCAAUGUACCAAUCGAUUUUGGUUCACCUCUUAACGAGUUUGUAUCGUGGGAUCAUCAAGAAGGUUGGACAUCACCUACCUCUUCGCUUCCUCUAUUGUUGGCUCACAAUACACACGAGUCAAAGAGGGUAUUUGCACAAGAACCUCAUUGUUGUCCUAUUUGCUACAUUGAUGAUGAUGGUACAAAGUUCGAACUCUUUAAAUGUGGACAUUUUAUUUGCAAGGCGUGUCUUUGUCACAUGCUAACUGUCAACAUUGACUCUGGAUCAAUCAAUUCUAUCAAAUGUACUGAACCUUGUUGUGGAGCAGCUAUUGAACAACAUUUAGUCUCAAAAUACGUAUCCCAAGAACACAUGGAACGUUACAAUGGUCAAAUGAAAAAGACUCAAGGUUUUGUCGCAUGUACAAGAUGUAAAGGUUGGGCUAAAGUUGAUCCAAAUACAAGAUCUACAUUUUGUGGUACAUGUUAUUAUUCAAUGUGUAUGUUGUGUACAAAAACAUGGCAUCCCGGAGUAACAUGUAAUUAUGAAGCAAUUCAAAGUGAUAGAUCAACCGAUGUGGCACAGCGACCAAGACCAUGUCCAGGAUGCUCAGUUUUGAUUUGGAAGUUUGAUGGUUGCAACAAAGUUCAUUGUGUCAUGUGUGACAAGUUGUUUUGUUGGUUAUGUCUCCAAGUGAUUAGUGGUUACGAACAUUUUGAAACCACUUGUAUCUUGUUUGAAAUUCCAGGUCAACGACCUAGGUUUGUUCAAACAAGACACGAUGGAAAUGUUACAGGCAUUUGUCCUUGCUCCAGGUGCGGUGCCAAAGUCUAUCAAUACAGCCAAAACAAUCAUGUCCUUUGUUUCCAAUGUAAAGGAGCAAUAUUUGCAGUAAAAGAAUUGUUACCUUUUUCACAACAAGAUAGUACCAUAGGUUCUGUUCAUGGUUUUAUGGAAAGACCAACAAUCUUGGGUAAGAUUGAACUCUAG